Molecule: messenger RNA, 593 nt
Organism: Vanrija pseudolonga
Lineage: Eukaryota; Fungi; Basidiomycota; Tremellomycetes; Trichosporonales; Trichosporonaceae
Gene: rpc19
Product: DNA-directed RNA polymerases I and III subunit RPAC2
Exons: 3
Coding region: 28-537 (169 amino acids)
Biological process (GO): DNA-templated transcription
Cellular component (GO): RNA polymerase III complex; RNA polymerase I complex
Molecular function (GO): DNA binding; protein dimerization activity
Source: RefSeq, a predicted model, not a curated record
UGCACCUGCACCCACCACCCACGCACCAUGGCACCAAAGACAGAAGAGGAGCGCAAGAACGAGGAGGCCGCGUCGCGCAGGCACGCGCGUCUUGACAACGCCGGCAUCCUGCACAUGUCGGCCAACUCGGGCGAGGUGCACGAGAAGGUGUCGAUUCUGCCCGGCUACGAGCCAAACUACUCGUCCUGCACGUUCUGCCUCUGGGAGGAGGACCACACGCUCGGCAACGCCCUGCGCUGGAUGCUGAUGAAGAACCCCGACGUCGAGUACUGCGGCUACUCGGCCCCCCACCCCUCCGAGCCCAAGAUCCACAUCCGCGUGCAGAUGUACGAUGGCCUCUCAGCCGUCGAGGCGCUCAAGAAGGCGCUUGCCGGCCUCCGCGACCUCUUCACCACCAUCGACACCAAGUACGCCCAGUCGUUGAAGGGUGGCAAGUAUGUCCGUGAGGACGACGUCGACGUGCACCAGGUCGUUGCCGACACGCUGCGGAGCCGUGGCUUUGGCGUCGAGGGCGACGAGAUGGACGAGAGCGCAUGAGUGCCCAGGGGUGAUUUAGACGUUUCAUUGUGACAUGCAUGUACAUCAUACGUAGA